GAGAGGAAAAGAGAAGAGAGAGUGGGUAGAGACUGAGGGCGGGCAAAACUACUGAGCAUCAAACCGUGGAGGAUACAGACAUACUGGUUGGUUGGGGACCAAGAGAGCCACCGCCUGAUGCUCCAAGGUUGGAUCAAGAGGAAAACACACAGACAGAGGAAGGCAACAGAGAUCUGGUAAAGAAGGGACAUGCAAAGCUGUGUUUGUCUGUAGAAGACCAGAGUAUCAGAAGGAACCAUGAAUUUUGUGAUGAAGCAAGCCUUAGGUGGGGCCACCAAAGACAUGGGGAAAAUGUUAGGAGGAGAGGAGGAGAAGGAUCCAGAGGCCGCAAAGAAGAAGAAGGAGGAAGAGGAGGAGAGACAGGAGGCUCUGAGACAACAGGAGGAGGAGAGGAAGGAUAAGCACCGGAAAAUGGAGUCAGAAAGAGAAGUAGUACGACAGUCCAUCAGGAUCAAGUAUGGCCUGAAGAAGAAGGAGGAGAAGGAGGCGGAGGAGAAGGCGGCCAUGGAGCAGGCCUGCGAGGGGUCUCUGACGCGCGCCAAGAAGGCCAUCCCAGCCGGGUGCGGAGACGAGGAGGAUGAGGAUGAGGAGAGCAUUCUGGACACCGUCCUCAAGUUCCUCCCUGGACCUCUGCAGGACAUGUUCAAGAAGUAAUGAACACAUGAACAACAACAACACGUGGGAGUGGGAGGGGAGAUCUGGGACAUGGUUCGGUCUA
This is a messenger RNA of Coregonus clupeaformis (lake whitefish), 718 nucleotides long. It is a transcript of the gene cplx2b, whose product is annotated as complexin 2. Gene Ontology annotation, biological process: regulation of neurotransmitter secretion; neurotransmitter transport; synaptic vesicle exocytosis. Bases 238 to 654 code for a protein of 138 amino acids. The transcript is spliced from 4 exons. Gene Ontology annotation, molecular function: syntaxin binding. Gene Ontology annotation, cellular component: terminal bouton; SNARE complex. The record is from RefSeq and is a predicted model, not a curated record. Lineage: Eukaryota; Metazoa; Chordata; Actinopteri; Salmoniformes; Salmonidae.